GCUCUGCUCCUUUCCUCUCUCUGCGCAGUGGCAAGCCCCAGUCUCCACAGUCAACGCUCUCUCUCGGUCUCUCUCUCUCCCUCACUCUCAAUCUUUCUUCUCUCUUAUUUCUAUUUCUCUUAAUGCGUGUUCAAUGCUUUUCUGGUUGUUCACAUUGGGUUUCGGCGCCCUCUGAAAGCCUCACAGACUUUGAAUGGCGUAGGCCACUGCCUGGUUUGAGCUUAAAGAAAACAGAACAUUUACAAAACUUGGCCGACCAAUCAAAAGAGAGAGAGAAAAGAGAGAGGGAAGCAGAGAGCUGAAAAAGUAAAAGCAAAGAGGAAAAAAUAAGCUACAGCGAGUAAGAGCGAAAAGAGAGAGGGGAGGGGAGGAGAGGCCCUGUGACCUCAUGUGACAUGUGACGUGGGCUCCUCCACUCACGGAGGGGAGUUGGAGGAUGGCGAGGACGCAAAGAGAGCUGUGGCUUUAGCCGGCGCUAGCUAACACUGACGCUCCAGUCAGGUCACCACCGUGGGACACCACGUCUCCUGACAGAGAGAGAGAUUACCUGGCUAACCUCAGAGCCCCUGCCCACUGACGGACCAGCACAGCACCACACCUCCCUGCCACCCCACCGUGGCCUGCUAACAAGACGUCCAGACCCGAUACAACAACGGCUUGUGGCGAGGGAUUCCUGCGGUAGUUACAAACCCCAAAUUCUUGGUUGCAAAUGGGCUCCGAGUUCCAGGAUCUAUCCUUCUCCCUCGCUCUCCUUUCUCUCACUCUUUCGUUCUCUAUUUCAACCACCGUUUCUCUCCAAGGUUGGUCGUUAUCGACUGUAGAGAGGGCUGACGACGGCUCUGGCACCACUUCAGCCACAAGGACAUGGCUUCCAACAGCAUCUUUGACUGCUUCGGGAACUACGGCCCCACUCUACUGAGAGACCCUACCACCACCAGACGGUUCACACCGCCCUCCACGUCGUUCCCCUGCAGCAAGAUUGGAGACGGCAGCGGGACCAUGGGCACCCCUGGACCGCUGAGGACACGACCCGAGGCCAGGAAUGUGGUGGACGUCCUGUCAGACCACGCUGGCGAACUGGUCCGGACGGACAGCCCAAACUUCCUCUGCUCCGUGCUGCCCUCACACUGGAGGUGCAACAAGACACUCCCUGUGGCUUUCAAGGUUGUCGCACUCGGUGAUGUGCCCGACGGGACUUUGGUCACAGUGAUGGCGGGGAACGACGAGAACUACUCAGCGGAGCUUAGGAACGCGUCUGCGGUGAUGAAGAACCAGGUCGCCCGUUUCAACGACCUGCGGUUCGUGGGCAGGAGCGGACGAGGAAAGAGUUUCACUCUAACCAUCACAGUCUUCACCGGUCCUCCUCAGGUGGCCACCUACCACCGUGCCAUUAAAGUGACUGUGGAUGGGCCCAGGGAACCCAGACGUGAGUACUUACAGGGACACAGGGUGAAGAUGGAGGAUCCCCAGAAGAUGCAGUUCUCUGAUAGGCUGACAGAGAUUGAGCGCUACCAGCGGGCCAGCCUGAGGAUGGGGCCUGGUAACCCCCAGCCCCGGCCCAUGUCCCAGAGCCACCUGGGGCCCUCUACCCAGUCCCAGAUACAAGCCCUGUGGUCUGACCAGAUUGACCCACCAACUCUGAAGACAUGCAAGGUGGAGGACGACCUCAGAUGGUCAAGUCCCACUGCUGACCUCUUCCCCCAGAGGACCACCUUCCCUUCUCUGUCCCCGCUGACCGACCCCCGUUUCUCAGACCCACGUAUGCACUACCCAGGGGCCUUCACCUACUCAGCCAACCCCUCCAGCACGGGCAUCGGAGGCCUCAGUGUGACAGGCAUGUCCGCCUCCUCCCGCUACCACACCUACCUGCCCCCGCCCUACCCUGGAAACCAGAACCAGGGCAGCCACUUCCAGUCCAACUCCUCCCCCUACCACCUGUACUAUGGCACCGGGUCCGGCUCCUACCAGUUCUCCAUGGUGGGCCCGGCCGGAACCGGGGGUGAGCGUUCCCCCACCCGCCUGCUGCCUUGCUCUGGGGUCUCAGCCUCUGGAGGGGGCAACAGCCUGAUGAACCAGGGCCUGAACAACCAGAGCGAGGGGGUGGAGGCAGACGGCAGCCACAGCAACUCCCCCACGGCCAUGAGCGGCUCUGGACGCAUGGACGAGUCUGUCUGGAGGCCUUAUUGACUGUCAGACAGCUAGAGGAAAUGCAGGAGAGAGAAGAGAGAAAGAGCAAAAGUAAAGAAGAUGAACGAACAAAAAAAGAUGAAUCCUCCCCCAAAAAUAAAAAUGCUGCAUGUUUGUAUUUUAUUUCUCGCGCACUCGCUUCGUACCCUUUUCCUAGUUGACCAAAGACAUUCACUGUCUGUCAGGAUGCCAUGGCCAGAGGUUGCCUUUAUGCAAGCCAUGGGUAUAUCCUGCACUGUGACAGGGACUACUCUCUGAGGCUCUGAAACCAUACAAAUCUCAUGCUUUUCAAUUGAUGAGUAAGAAAUGCAAAAUAACUGUAAAUAGAUGUUAUGGUGUUACAACAAAAAGCCAUAGUAAUAUAUCAGGAUCUUUUGAAAAACAGUUACAUGCAUACCAAAGACUAUGAAAGGCAAAACCUUCAUAGCCAUUCACUCUAUGCAGCUGAUGAACUGAAAAAAUGCUAGUGCUAUUGUGGUUAACUAGCCAACACGACCAAAACGAUCCUUUUCCCUCAGAUGACAGUACCUUUCUUGGCAUUACAAGCUAAGCAUCCAGACCAGUGACUGUACUGCCUCAACGGCCUUUCACUGUCAGGUGAUAACAGAGGUCAAAUAUGAUGUUUGCUUCACGAGUGUCUCAGAACCUGCCCUAGAUGGCUUGUGGCUGUGUAUUGCUAAUGUAACAUAACAGUUGAUUCUGAAGCUUUUAUUUGGUGUGAGGUUUGGAGAUUCACCCUUCAGUCCAUGAAACAUCAUUAAAAACAAUACAUGGUCUCAA
Messenger RNA from Oncorhynchus tshawytscha (Chinook salmon), 2967 nucleotides. It is a transcript of the gene runx3, whose product is annotated as RUNX family transcription factor 3. Gene Ontology annotation, biological process: regulation of cell differentiation; hemopoiesis; neuron differentiation. Gene Ontology annotation, molecular function: RNA polymerase II cis-regulatory region sequence-specific DNA binding; ATP binding; DNA-binding transcription factor activity, RNA polymerase II-specific. The record is from RefSeq and is a predicted model, not a curated record. NCBI's taxonomy places the organism in Eukaryota, Metazoa, Chordata, Actinopteri, Salmoniformes, Salmonidae. Gene Ontology annotation, cellular component: nucleus. The transcript has 8 exons. Bases 865 to 2187 code for a protein of 440 amino acids.